AGCAGAAUCUGACUGAUGAUUUUUUAAAUGAUCCCCGCCCUGAACAUCUAAAAGGUGUAGCUGGUUACCCGGAUAGGGUUCGCAAUAUGGUCUUAAACCAUUGUGCAGAGACCUCAGACAAUCUGACAUACAGAUAUCUCAUCGAGAAAGCAUUUAUUCAGGCAGCAGUAUUGGACCAUGAUUAUUUGGAAAGACCCUUCACAGAGUAUUGGGUUCAACGAGCUGUUGAGGUUACAGCAGAUAAAGUAGUUGCCAUUGAGGAGCAGACACGUGGACAAGCCAGCUCAAAUAAUUGGUUCAAGGAGAGAUCAUGGCGGAUCACAGCCUCAAGAUUUGGAGAUAUCUGUUUAGCUACAGACAGACGUAAUAGGCAGAAACUCUGCGAGUCUCUAUACCAGCCUUCUGCUGCUGUAUUUCGCAGUGAAGCUCUAGUCCAUGGACGUACCUAUGAGACACGUGCUAUUAGAUCCUUUGAAAGAGAGACUGGCCAAGGUGUUCAAAGAUGUGGUUUCUUUGUUGAUAUGGAUCGACCUUACUUGGGGGCAUCACCGGAUGGACUCGUUGGCAAUGAUGCACUAAUUGAAGUCAAAUGUCCCUUUGCUGGUCGCUUUGAGAAGAUUCAGCCUGGAAAGUACUUCCCAUAUCUAACAAUGGACUCUGUAACUGGUGAAAUGAAAUUGAAACCCACCUCUAAAUAUUUUUUCCAAAUACAAGGCCAAAUGCUUAUUGCCAAAAAACAAAUUUGCUAUUUUGUUGUAUACACUUUCAAAGAUUUGUUCAUCCAGAAAGUACAUAUUGAUGUAGAAUGUUGCCAGAAUUCUCUUCUUCCAAAGCUUGAUGUAUUCUAUGAUAAAUUUUUCAUGCCAUACUUGUUAUCCUUGCUGUAAAGUGGAAGCAUAUAUGCAAACUUGUGUAAAAGUUUCUUCUAAAUGAUUUAUCGAGACAGUUCAUUUUUUUAUACAGAAUCUUUUUUGUAUUCAUGAUUUGAUUAGAGUCUGCAAAUGAUUCUUCAUGUUUUUUUGCCUAAGUUUCUGCCCAGAAUGCCAAUCAAUUUCAGAUGAAAUACAUUGCAUAUCCAUGAUAUGAAAUUUUCUGUAUUGACAAUAUACAUGUAACAAUGCAUAGAUGUUGGUUAUAUAAAGUGUUAAACUUU
Molecule: messenger RNA, 1153 nt
Organism: Ostrea edulis (European flat oyster)
Lineage: Eukaryota; Metazoa; Mollusca; Bivalvia; Ostreida; Ostreidae
Exons: 4
Coding region: 87-887 (266 amino acids)
Source: RefSeq, a predicted model, not a curated record